AUGUUUGAUUCCUUCAAGCUCCAUUAUUCGCGGGUGCCCUCGUUUCAGCAGAUACAGGGCAAUUCCUCAACACCAAGUAGAAUAUUUCUACAGAUUGUGAUUUUGCAAGUGUUCUACUAUUUAACGGCAAUCAUCCUGUUCUUUGCCACGGCGCAGCUUCUAGGUUUGCCGUUUUCUUUCAAGUGGUGUUUCUCUUGGCAGUGGGUGUCAUUGGAGAACACUUUGGGGCUCACUUUGGCGGCAUUAUGGCUCUUUGACUCCUUGCUGAGCGUCUUUUUUAUCACCAUAAUCAUUGGACGAUCGAAACUAGCGUGGGACUACGCUCUUACGGUCCAUGUGGUGAAUCUGGCCCUAGUGUGGCUCAACUCAGGAUUUCCAACCAGUUUAUACUGGUGGCUGCUGCAGAUCUGCAGCUGUGCGAUCAUGAUUACACUGGGCACCUGGACGACUCGCUGGAAAGAGCUACGAGAAACGUUUUUUGACGGAAUAGCCGACACAGAGCUCGGUCAAAUGCAUGAGAGCGCUUCGACGAUAUCCGCGGCAACUACGACGGCCGAAAGAAAAUAG
This is a messenger RNA of Ogataea angusta, 567 nucleotides long. RefSeq lists its product as uncharacterized. The coding region runs from base 1 to 567 and encodes 188 amino acids. NCBI's taxonomy places the organism in Eukaryota, Fungi, Ascomycota, Pichiomycetes, Pichiales, Pichiaceae. Gene Ontology annotation, cellular component: trans-Golgi network; Golgi membrane. The record is from RefSeq and is a predicted model, not a curated record. The transcript has a single exon. Gene Ontology annotation, biological process: Golgi to plasma membrane protein transport; Golgi to endosome transport; protein localization to Golgi apparatus.